AUGGAUACACAUCGCAAUUACGAAAACCUUGAUUAUGCCAUUGGAUUUGGCAAUUAUGUAGAAACAGAAGCACUCAAGGGAGCAGUGCCAAAAGGAUAAAAUAGUCCUCAAAAAUGUGCUUACAAUUUGAUAGCUGAAUAAUUUUCAGGAACAGCCUUCACUUUACCCAGAGCAAGCAAUCAAAAGACAUGGCUCUAUAAAAUUAGGCCAAGUGCUGCCCACUCUCCAUUUGUAGAUGCCCCAGAGUUUGGAAAGUAUGUUAAAAACGAUUUUUUGAAUGAUCAUGGACUCACCAUUACUCCUAAUCAAUUAAGAUGGAAACGACUACCCAUCCCUGAAAAACCUACUACUUUUGCUGAAGGUUUGGUCACCGUCUGUGGAGCAGGCGAUCCAUCCAUCAAAUAAGGAAUUGCAAUAUAUUUAUAUGCUGCAAACAAGAGUAUGACCAACUCUAGUAUGUUUAAUAGUGACGGAGACUUCUUAAUUGUGCCUUGGGAAGGAGAGAUGUUGAUUACUUCAGAAAUGGGUAAAAUGACAGUCAAACCAAGAGAAAUUUGUGUUAUUCCUCGUGGAAUCAAGUUUAGUGUAGAAAUGACUCAGCCAAUAAGAGGAUACAUAUGCGAAGUCUUUAAAGGUCACUUCAGAAUCCCAGAUUUGGGACCUAUUGGAGCUAAUGGUUUAGCCAACCCAAGAGAUUUCUUGGUUCCAGUAGCCUUUUAUGAGAAUACCGAAGAAGAAUUCUAAAUUAUCAAUAAAUAUUUGGGAAAAUUCUAUAAAUGUACAAAGAAAGGAUCACCUUAUGACGUUGUUGGAUGGCAUGGAAACUAUUAUCCAUUCAAAUAUAAUUUGGAUCUUUUCAAUGCAAUGGGAACUGUUACAUUCGAUCAUCCUGAUCCAUCCAUAUUCACUGUAAUUACAUGUUAAACUGAUGAACCAGGAGUUGCAGUAUGUGACUUUGCUAUAUUCCCACCAAGAUGGAUGGUUGCAGAACAUACUUUCAGACCACCCUAUUAUCACAGAAAUGUUAUGAGUGAAUACAUGGGAAAUAUUUCUGGUUAAUACGAUGCCAAGGAAGGUGGCUUCUAACCUGGAUAUGGAUCAUUACAUAGUCUUUUGUAAGGACAUGGUCCUGAUCAUGAAUCAUUUACCAAAUGGUCUAAUAUUGAUUUGCAACCAAUAAGAUAUCCUUAUGAAAAUUUGGCAUUUAUGUUUGAAAGUACCUAUAUGUUUAAGACUUGUACAUUUGUAAUGGAUGACUAAGUAAACUUGGAUCAUGACUAUUACCACUGUUGGGAUAAAUUGGCUCAUAACAAAUUGGGAGAUAAGCCUUGA
This is a messenger RNA of Paramecium tetraurelia, 1332 nucleotides long. RefSeq lists its product as uncharacterized. Gene Ontology annotation, cellular component: cytoplasm. The transcript has 6 exons. The record is from RefSeq and is a predicted model, not a curated record. Gene Ontology annotation, biological process: L-phenylalanine catabolic process. NCBI's taxonomy places the organism in Eukaryota, Ciliophora, Oligohymenophorea, Peniculida, Parameciidae. Gene Ontology annotation, molecular function: homogentisate 1,2-dioxygenase activity.